GGGGAAAGGACGCGGAUCGAGUCGUCAGUAGGCUUACCGCCCUCGCACCUGUCCCGCGCUCUACCCACACCUGUCCGGCUCUCUACCCCCACCUGCCGGCCGACCAGAUGAAUUGCCAGACCAGGGAAGCCGUGGGUUCGCGGUUAGAGCUUCGCCUACCAUCUGAGGAUGAAUGAAGCCUCCUCCUCCACACACCUCGGUGCGGAAUGCCUCCAGUUCGUCCUCAGGUCUGCUGUCCUGACCAGGCGUUUUAACGGCCCUGCUCAUAAGUGGAGGAAACAAUCUGCCAAACAAAUGACAGCUGCAAAGUAGCGCCGAGGUGUUUUGCUUUAACUUGGAAUAGUGAACUGGUUUGAAACUGGCCAUGGCCACCAUCGGGGACUUCGACCCGCUCACCUCCACCGUGCCUGCCACCAAGAUAGAGAUCACCGUGUCGUGCAGGAACCUGCUGCACAUGGACACCUUCUCCAAGUCAGACCCAGUGGUGGUGCUCUACCUGCAGGGGCUGGGGACCAAGGAGUGGAGAGAGUUCGGUCGGACGGAGGUCAUUGACAACACGUUGAACCCAGACUUUGUGAGGAAGUUUGUGUUGGAUUUCUUCUUUGAAGAGAAACAAAAUCUACGCUUUGACGUGUACAACGUUGACACCAGAAGCUCCAACCUCUCCAAACAUGUUCCCCCGCUCUCCCCCCUCUCCGGCCAAACUGGCCCACAGUUGGCUGAACAGUGA
This is a messenger RNA of Gadus macrocephalus (Pacific cod), 730 nucleotides long. Its product is annotated as copine-8-like. The transcript is spliced from 7 exons. Gene Ontology annotation, cellular component: plasma membrane. Gene Ontology annotation, molecular function: calcium-dependent phospholipid binding. Lineage: Eukaryota; Metazoa; Chordata; Actinopteri; Gadiformes; Gadidae. Gene Ontology annotation, biological process: cellular response to calcium ion. Bases 365 to 730 code for a protein of 121 amino acids. The record is from RefSeq and is a predicted model, not a curated record.